Effrenium voratum is the source of this 1512-nucleotide messenger RNA. NCBI's taxonomy places the organism in Eukaryota, Dinophyceae, Suessiales, Symbiodiniaceae. The record is from the annotation of a GenBank genome assembly.
GUCUUGUGCAUUUUCAAGGGAUGGAUCCUCUGGACGGGGCGAUGACAUGUGCGCCUAAACCAUUGGCCCUGCCGGAGGAUGAGCACCCCUGGGCCGUGGCGAUGACGGACGCCCUGGCCUGGGCCAAGAACAGCCGCAAGCGGCCCAGGGAGGACGAGCCAGGCCCCGCCGGCGACGGCCACUACGACCUCCUCCAGGUCUCGCGCUCCGCGAGCGGCGCGGAGAUCCGGAGCGCCUACCGGCGGGGGGCGCUGCUGACGCAUCCGGACAAGGGCGGCAACCCCGAGGAGUUCAAGAAGGUGGUGGCCGCCUUUGAAGUCUUGUCGGACCAGCUGCGGCGCAAAGAGUAUGACCGCCAGCUGCAGAAGCAGCAGAGCCGCGAUGGCCUGUCCGCGCAAACGCCCGCGGAAGCGGGCGAGGAGGCGCCCAGCGGAAGGAAGCUGGUGCUGGGGCGCGCCCGCCUGCUCAUGCUGCAGCUCCUGGAGGAGAUUGGAUGGCAAGAGAAGCUGCAGGCGGCGCCCAGGGAGGUGCUGGAGGCCUUGCUGUCUCAGCUGACCCGCAGAAAAGCCGCGGAGCCGGACGCCAGAGCCGAGGAGGGCGCAGUAUCGAGGGCACCGCGGGAGGUGGACCCUCCCGAGGGCUUGCCUCCAGGCUGGACGUGCUUCGAGUACACCUACAAGUCCGGGCUGCUGAAGGGCAAGAAGUACCUCCGCUUCAAUAGCCCCUGGGGGCAGCAGGGCAUCCUGUCGGUGAAGGCGGCCAUCCGCGCUCACGCUGAGCACAGCGGCCUGGACGGCCUCGCCGCGGCCCGCACCUGGGACGCGCGGCGGUUCUCGGCCGCGCCGGCAGCCGCGACUGCCGGCGGCGACGGUGACGGCGAGGUGCCGCGGGAGCCGCAGAGCGAGAGGGUGCGCACGCAGCAACGCAGUAUCUAUGCUGCGAAGGCCAGCAAUGGCAUCGUCAGGUACUUUGUGCAGCUCAGCUACUCCUCUUUCAUCAUCCGAACGGGGCGCACGCUGCAGCUGGCCGAAGCCAUCGACUGGCACAUCGCCCUGACGCAGACCGUGGCCACCGCCUCGGCGCGGCUGCGGCGAAAGGGUGGAAAUCCACUUCCGCCUCUGGAGCAGAGCGAGCUGCGGCAGCUGUUGCAGGCCGAGCCCAGCAUCCAGCUCUCCUUCCGCAGCGCUUUCUCCUCGAAGCACGGCACCAUCUACAGCCCCACCACGCGGGGUCUCGACCUCGCAGUGCAGCAGUACCACGCGCUGCGAGCACUGGUCAGGAGCAGACCCUCCCGGGAUCGCUUGGCAGCUUGCCGCAAGAAGGCGGCAGACGAGGCGUGCGCCCAUCAGAAGGCGCGGCAAGGCCUGGAGCGUCAGCUUCAGAAGGCAGUGCAAGUGGAGCUGCAGUCACGGGCAUGCGGAAGACUUGGUCCAGUUGAAGGACCUUCACCAGCGCUGCAAGCUCCACCCGUCGAGGCUUCUCAGGAUGCUGCCGCGGCGCUGGAACUCAAGG